UCGCUCCGCAAACUCAGAGUUGAACUCAGACAGAAGUGCUGCCCCACUUAUAUCGUUAAAUGACUGUUUUGGGACGAUGAGCAUGGCGUUUUUCGAGACUGCAUGUGCGGGGCUUGUCUUCCUGCUUUUUUCCGUGUUUCCAUGCGCAGUGGAUUGCACAACUACAAGGUAUUUCACCUUUGAAGAAGAUGCACCCGGGACGGAGAUAGGCAACUUAUCCCAAGAUUUAAAGAUUGAUCCGGCUGGUGACCUGGACACACCUUUCCGCUUCAUGCAGGAGAGCAACGAUUCAGUGAUCCACAUGCGGGAAAGUGACGGACUCCUGACCGUCGCACAUUUGAUCGAUCGGGAGCAGCUGUGCCCCAGGUCCCCUCGCUGCUUCAUCACCUUUGACAUCGUGGCCCACUCCAGGGAGAAGUUUCAGCUCAUCCAUGUGGAGAUCGAGGUGAAGGACAUCAACGACCACGCUCCUUACUUCCCACUCAACGAAACGAGGCUGGAGAUAGUUGAAAACGUCCCGCUGGAGUCAAGAUUUCCGCUUCAGAUCGCCCUCGAUGAGGACGUGGGCGAAAACUAUAUUCAGAGCUACAACAUUUCCCCCUGCAGUCAUUUUGCUGUGGAAGUACGCGAGUUGGAGGACGGAGUGAAGUUUGCAGAGCUGGUGCUGGUGAGCGAGCUGGACAGGGAGGCGGAGGACACUUACACCAUCCAGGUGACCGCGUCUGACGGGGGCGCACCUCCGAAGUCCGGCUCUAUGACGGUGACCAUCAAAGUGCUGGACUUUAACGACAACAGCCCGACCUUCGAGCACAGCUCGCUGAAAGUUGAGCUGAACGAAGAUUCCCCGGUAGGUCACCGAGUACUCAAAGUGCACGCCUUCGACCCGGACCAGGGCGCCAACGGGGAAGUUGUGUAUGCGUUCCCGGACGAGCUGUCACCGGAAGCGGCCCAAACUUUCCACGUCGACCCUUACACCGGAGACGUGACUCUGAAGGCGCUGGUUGACUUCGAGAAGCGGAAGUCGUACGAGCUGAGCAUCAGAGCCUCGGAUCAGGGGGAGAACUCUGUCCCGUCCACCUGCACGGUCGUGAUCGAGGUCGUGGACGUGAACGACAACGCACCGGAGAUCAGCAUCAAGCCGAUGACCUCCAGCAGCGACGCGGUGGCCUACAUCACGGAAGCCGCGGCCGCCGAGAGCUUCGUGGCGCUGAUCAGCACCUCGGACAGAGACUCGGGCUCCAACGGGUACGUGCGCGUCAGCCUGCUGGCGCACGAGCAUUUCAGCCUGCAGCAGGCUUACGGGGACACCUUCAUGAUAGUUACCACCGCCACUCUGGACAGGGAGAAGAUCCAAGAGUACAACCUGACCGUGGUGGCAGAGGAUCUGGGGACUCCUCCGUACAAAACGGUCAGGCAGUACACAAUCAGCGUAACGGACGAGAAUGACAACCCCCCUCUUUUCAGCAAACCCGUGUAUGAAGUUUCAGUUCUCGAGAACAACAUUCCCGGCUCAUAUAUCACCACGGUUGUUGCUCGAGAUCCAGAUACAGGAAAGAACGCAAAAGUUUCCUACAAACUCCUGGACUCUGAGAUACCAGGAGGAUCCCCAGUAUCCACCUAUGUUUCUGUAGACUCACUCUCGGGCUCCUUGUACACUUUGAGGUCGUUUGAUUAUGAGACGCUCCAGCAGAUUGAGGUGGUUAUCCAAGCAGAAGACAAAGGAUCCCCCUCUCUCUCCAGCACCUCGAUGAUCCGGAUCAGAGUCGUGGAUCAGAAUGACAACUAUCCAUACUUCACCUUCCCUCUCCUGCUGAAUAACUCCGCUGAUAUCCCUCUUCCCUACAAUGCCCCCGCAGGCUACCUUGCCCUUCAUGUAGUGGCAGAAGAUGCGGAUGAGGGGGUGAACAGCGAGCUCUCCUACCAGAUUGUGCAAGAUGACCCAAAGCUGUUUACCAUAAACAAAAACACCGGAGAGAUUGCUUUGAGGCAAUGGCUGACAGCCGAAAUAGGGAAGGUGUUGGAAAUUAAAGUCAGAGUCAGUGACAAUGGCAGGGCCCCUCUCUCUAGCAGUGCCACUAUCAGAUUUGUGGUUUCAGACACAGAGCCCCCUGAAGACCAGGUUGUCAUUGUUCUACGGUCAAGUGAGGAGGAAGGCUCCUUGUUCGAUGGCUCACUAAUCAUCAUCAUCGUGCUCAGUGGGGGUUGUGCAGUCCUGCUAAUUGCAAUUGUGGCCGUCACCCUCACGUGCAAACUUAGCCGUGGGGGGAGAAGAAGCCGUGGCAGAAAGAGAGAGGUGUGCCAGGGCCUGUUCAACGGCAGGCCCCAUCCUAUGCUCAGCUCUGCAGAACCAAACAUUUACACGGGCCAGCAGGGGUUCUUCCACGAGAGGACAUCUUUGUCUCUGGAUGAUUCCUGCCUGUAUGAGGAGAGGAGCAGAGACUCAGAAUCGAAGAUCUUCCUGCCCUCCAAGCAUUUCCAGCCAACGUCUGUCUGGCAAGGUGACAGAUACUGCUUGCAAGUGAGCGGCCUGAGCAACAAUGACCAGCUGAGCGUGAAGGACAGUGGUAAAGGGGACAGUGACUUCAAUGACAGUGACUCUGAUAUCAGCGGAGAUGGAGGCAAGAAGAACUUCAGCACCUUCCAACCCAGAAUAAAAAGUGCUGGUAGCAGCAGCCUAUCGAGGGACUGCCAAAGUGCCUACUGCGCGAUACCACAGAGGAGCUACAGAAACUCCAGAGAUAAUGCCUACACAAUAGGAUUCUCCCCCAUGCCUGUUUUCAACAAUCCACACAGCUUAAGGAAGGACUGUGGAUAUGGCACAAACCAACCAAAACCAAGAAGCAACAUGCAGACCUUUUCCAGAUCCGGGACACUUCCUUCCUAUUUCCCCCAGCAGCCGCAUGAAGCUGGUGCAGGACAGUCCACGGCCCACAAGGAGAUUUCCAACAUUGUAACGGUGGCUACAGAAUCAGAAGUUGCAACAAUUUUUUAAUAAAUGUGCAGGUAAUCUCAUUUAUCUGAACAUUGAGGAUGAAAAUAUGUAGAAGUUUGUGUCAAUGUACAUAUUUGUUUAUGAGGAAAAUUAUCAUUAUGGUAGAGCGUUUAUAGGAGAUGCACUGAUCUGGCUUUUCCUGGCACACACAGAUUUCUGGUUUUCUUCAACCUGUCUGUUUUGGUUUUGACAGAUUCCCUUUUCUCCCUAAUAAUUAUUAAACAUAGAAGAGAAAAAUGUGCUGCAGAUUCUUUGAUAGAGAGUAGUUAUGCAUCAAUCAGAAAAUAAAGAUGUUACAAGCUUAUCCCAAUUUCUUUGGAUUAAGGUAUAUGUCCCUAAGCCCUACAUACAUUUUAUUAACCCUAAAAAGUGCAUCAAAGUACAUGAUGUUUUCUUAUGGGUUAUAGACCCAAAAAUUGUGGGAUUUUGUGUGUUUUGAUGUGUAUAUUGUAGAUGGAGGGGGAAAAAAA
Messenger RNA from Fundulus heteroclitus (mummichog), 3462 nucleotides. It is a transcript of the gene pcdh8.1, whose product is annotated as protocadherin 8. Gene Ontology annotation, biological process: homophilic cell-cell adhesion. The transcript has 4 exons. The coding region runs from base 77 to 2992 and encodes 971 amino acids. The record is from RefSeq and is a predicted model, not a curated record. Gene Ontology annotation, molecular function: calcium ion binding. Gene Ontology annotation, cellular component: plasma membrane. NCBI's taxonomy places the organism in Eukaryota, Metazoa, Chordata, Actinopteri, Cyprinodontiformes, Fundulidae.